Prorocentrum cordatum is the source of this 1281-nucleotide messenger RNA. The record is from the annotation of a GenBank genome assembly. Lineage: Eukaryota; Dinophyceae; Prorocentrales; Prorocentraceae.
AUGCAGACGUUAGCCACCAAGGUCAGUGCCUCCUACACGACCCGCUCCGCCCAUAUGGAGCAGCGGCUUGGAAGGAUGCAGAGCCAGGUUGACGACCACUCCAACCGCAUCGUGUUGCUGGAAUCCCAUGUCAAGCAGCUGCAGGACAUCCACGGAGCUGUCUGCAGCGAGGUUCCGCCGAAGCUUGCCUCUGAUCCUGGUUUCGAUCGGACAGUCGAUGACACCAUCAUCAUCGCUAGUUGCAAGCAGCUCGGGCCCAAGAAGUCUAUGGAGGCCGCGCUGCGCGAGCUCCUCGAACGGUGCAACGUCGGGCCCGACGACUGCAUCAUCGAGGGCGACCCGACCGCCAAGAGGUACAUCUUCAAGCUCUGUGGCCCUCUCGCACCUAUGCGGGCCGCAAAGUGGCUUAGGUGCUGGGUGCGAUCAAGCUCGCAGACGGCUCGUGGCAGAAGUUCUCCGCCCGCCCGCGACAGCAAAAACUCGGUGCAGGAGGUCAGUGUCUCGGGAGACAGGAGCGCGUUCCAGAUCAAACGUGAGCUGGCGUGCAAGCAGGCGCGGAAGGUGCUUGAAGCGGAGCACCCCGACCUGCGCUUCUUCACUGAAGAGGGCAAGGGUGAUACCAGUUGCCAGUGGAACGCCCUCGUGCGACUCACCCCAGUUCAUAGUGAAUCCCCGCCACAAAUCGAAUACUCAACGGCCAACCUGCAGCCCUUCGAGAAUGACAAGAGGCAGCUGGCCGAGUUGUUCGAGAAUUUAAUUCCAGGGAGGGUGCAUACAUCCUUCGAGCUCUGGACCCUGGCUGGCGCCUCGAAUUCCUACCUGCAGGGUUACGGCCUCGAAGAGGUGGCGCUCUGCCUGGCGACCCUCUGGGCCUUCUCGCCCGCGUUCGUGAGCGGCCCGGCGCGCGCCCCGACGGCCGCCGAGCCGCAGCUGGACCAGGCGGCGCACGCGGCCAACCAGGGCUACGCCGUGCUGCAGCUGGGCUGGGCCGUCUUCAUCAUCGGCCUGGGGCCCGCGGUGCUCUUCUGGAUCUACUUCAACAAGCCGGAGCUCCUGUGAGCCUCCCCGGGGCCUCAGGGGGCUCCCGUCGAAGAAGAGCAAUUGCAAGCGGCGCAACACAGAAACUAAUUCUUGGAUUUCUGCCUUCUGCCGUUCUGCUCUGCCUCCCUCCUCGGCGCCUCGCCCUGCCCUCGCCCGUCUUGUUUUUUGAAGCAGGGGGCGCCAGAUGCCGCGAGCGCCUGCGGCCCGUGCCGCGUGAUCUCUGGCCUCUGGCGGGAAAAA